AUGGCGCUUUCGGCCUCCGACGUGCCGGCGAUGUACUCUCUGCUUGCGAAUUCCAUGAGCGCCGAUCACCGCCUCCGCGCUCCGGCGGAGGACGCCCUUGCGCAAUCGGAGUCCAGGCCUGGCUUCUGCUCGUGCCUCCUCGAAGUGAUUACCGCGAAGGAUUUGGCGUCGCAAACGGAUGUGCGCAUGAUGGCCACCGUGUAUUUUAAGAACAGCGUCAACCGCUACUGGCGCCACCGCCGCGAUUCCUCGGGAAUUAGCAACGAGGAGAAAAUGCACCUGAGGCAGAAGUUGUUGAUGUACUUGAGAGAAGAGAAUGAUCAGUUACUUCGGUUCUGGAAAUGGUCAUUCUUGUCAGUGAUGGGUCGAGAUUCAUAUUGUUCAAUUUGCAUGGGUUCUAACUUCUACGCUGUUCCAUUUCCACCGCAACAUAUUUUCCGAUUUGAUACUUUGUCAAUUAUCAUGGUUUUGGUUAGACUUCAUGGUAAAAUGACAGUCAUCCUUCACACCACCCUGCUUUUUGAAGGCUUUUUAAUAGCUCUGAUGCUGGCAGUGCUCAUCUCCAAAAUCGCUCGUAUUGAUUAUCCCAAAGAAUGGCCAGACAUCUUUUUGGUUUUAUCCCAACAACUUCAAUCAACAGAUGUUCUAGCUUCCCAUCGAAUCUUUUUAAUUCUAUUUAGGACCUUAAAGGAGUUGUCCACAAAACGCCUUACAUCAGACCAACGCAACUUUGCCGAGGUAUUUGAAGGCUCUAUGGCUCGAUACAUUAAACUUUUGAGGAGGCAGUAUCGCCACUCUCCCUUCAAAGGUUGUCCCAACUAUCUAGUAAGCCAGAAUGAAUGCUUCACCUUUUUGCCUCAAAAUUUCGCAUCUGAUUACAUAAUAUCGUCUCAUUUCUUUGAUUAUAGCUGGCGCCUUUGGCAAAGUGAUGUGCAAACAAUACUGCAUGGUUUUUCAUCUCUCUCUCAAAGCUCUAAUGUAAAUGCUGAAGAUCAGCCUCAUGAACUUUAUCUUAAGUGUGAGCGAUGGUUGUUAUGUUCAAAGAUUGUGCGGCAAUUGAUUAUUUCAGGAUUUCAAAGUGAUUCAAAGUGUUUUCAGGAGGUUCGGCUAGUCAAGGAAGUCUCACCUGUGUUCUUGACUGCCAUUCAAUCACUCCUUCCAUACUAUUCAUCUUUUCAAAAGCAAUAUCCCAAAUUUUGGGACUUCUUAAAGAGGGCAUGUACCAAAUUGAUGAAAAUUUUAGUUGCCUUUCAGGGAAAACAUCCUUAUUCAUUUGGUGAUAAAUUUGUACUUUCAUCAGUCAUGGACUUUUGUUUGAAUAGGAUAACAGAUCCUGAGCCUUAUCUAUUGUCGUUUGAGCAAUUUCUCAUUCAGUGUAUGGUGAUGAUUAAAAAUAUUCUGGAAUGUAAAGAGUACAAGCCAAGUCUUACUGGUAGGGUGAUGGAUGAAAAUGGAGUUACACUGGAGCUGAUGAAGAAAAACAUUUCUAGUGCAGUUGGUGGUGUGUUAACAUCCCUUCUCCCCACUGAAAGAAUAGUCCACUUGUGUAAUGUAUUGAUAUCAAGGUAUUUUGUUCUGACAGCAAGUGAUAUGGAAGAGUGGUAUCGUAACCCUGAGUCUUUUCACCAUGAGCAGGAUAUGGUUCAGUGGACAGAAAAAUUGAGGCCAUGUGCUGAAGCUCUGUACAUUGUAUUGUUUGAAACUAAUAGCCAAUUGCUAGGUCCUGUUGUAGUUUCUCUUCUUCAAGAGAGUAUGAAUAAUUGUCCAACUUCAGUGACAGAAAUUACUCCUGCUUUGCUUCUUAAAGAUGCUGCUUAUGGUGCAACGGCAUAUGUUUAUUAUGAACUCUCAAACUACCUGAGCUUUAAAGACUGUUUUGUUGUGUCUGAACUUUGGUAUACAAAUUUCUACUCAAGAAAUCAUGAAGCCCCAAUCACUGGUGAUGGAACUUUGCACAAAGUUUCCUCUUGCGAUGUACUAUCCAUUGAUUGCUUGUUUAAUGGUGCUCUAUCACUGGAACUCUCAAAUGAACAUCCAAAUUUGCGUAUCAUUCAUCGUAAAGUGGCUAUAAUUUUGGGACAGUGGGUUUCUGAGAUCAAGGAUGAUACAAAAAGGCCUGUAUACUGUGCUUUAAUCAGAUUGUUAAAGGGUAAAGAUUUGUCUGUAAGGCUGGCAGCAUGUCGUUCACUAUGCUUACAUAUUGAGGAUGCAAACUUUUCAGAGAGGGAGUUUGUUGAUCUUCUCCCUAUCUGUUGGGACUCAUGUUUUAAGUUGUUUGAGGAAGUUCAGGAAUUUGAUUCAAAGGUAUUGAAGGGAAUAGGUCUCCUUGGUUGGGAGAUUAAAACAAGUGGACCUAGCCUGUCAUAUGACACCACCCAAAUAUGCUGCAGUGUUCAGGUUUUGAAUUUGAUCUCUAUCCUAAUCGGACAUGUUAGUGAAGUUAUUCCAUUUGCAAACAAAUUGGUGCAAUUUUUUCGGAAGGUCUGGGAGGAAUCUUCUGGUGAAAGUCUGCUGCAGAUACAACUUCUGGUUGCUUUGAGAAACUUUGUGGUUGCACUUGGUUACCAGUCACCUAUGUGCUACAGUAUACUGCUGCCCAUUCUGGAGAAUGGGAUUGAUAUUAAUAGUCCAGAUGAACUCAAUCUCCUAGAAGAUAGCAUGCUGUUAUGGGAGGCCACACUUUCUCACGCACCAUCAAUGGUGCCUCAAUUGUUACAAUAUUUUUCACGCCUUGUGGAGAUUAUGGAAAGAAAUUUUGACCAUUUACAGGUUGCUGUGAACAUAAUUGAAGAUUACAUAAUUUUGGGUGGAAAUGACUUUCUUAGCAUGCAUGCAACAAAUAUUUCUAAAAUUCUUGAUUUAGUUAUUGGAAAUGUCAAUGACAAAGGCCUUAUUUCAGUUCUUCCUGUGGUUGACAUCUUAAUACAGUGUUUCCCCAUGGAAGUGCCGCCACUUAUUAGCAGCACUUUACAAAAGUUAAUUGUAAUUUGUUUGAGUGGAGGAGAUGACCACGAUCCUUCUAAAACAUCUGUUAAAGCAUCUUCUGCUGCCAUCCUGGCUAGGCUUUUGGUCAUGAAUACAAACUCACUUGCCCAAUUAGCAUCAGAUCCAUCAACUUCUCUACUGCUUCAGACAGCAUCCAUCCCAGUUCAAGAAAAUAUACUUCUUUGUCUGGUUGACAUUUGGGUUGAUAAGGUUGAUAAUGUUUCUUCCAUCCAGAAGAAGACAAUUGGUUUAGCCCUCUCAAUAAUUCUGACAUUAAGAUUGCCUCAAGUACUUGACAAACUGGAUCAAAUUUUGAGUGUUUGCACUAGUGUGAUUCUCGGUAGAAAUGAUGACUUAACUGAGGAAGAGUCCAGUGGUGAUAUGAGCUCCAGUGCAUCUCCUGAUGAAGACACUAUUCCUAGUAAAGAAUUCAGAAAAAGACAGAUCAAAUUUUCUGAUCGGAUCAAUCAGUUGUCUCUUGAGGACUGCGUGAGAGAAAAGCUACAAACAUGUGCUGCUAUUCAUGGAGAAUCAUUUAAUGCUGCAAUGAGCAAUAUGCAUCCAUCUGCAUUUGCACAAUUGAAGCAGGCGCUGAAGAUGCCAUAA
Molecule: messenger RNA, 3591 nt
Organism: Sphenostylis stenocarpa
Lineage: Eukaryota; Viridiplantae; Streptophyta; Magnoliopsida; Fabales; Fabaceae
Source: the annotation of a GenBank genome assembly